This is a messenger RNA of Gilbertella persicaria, 336 nucleotides long. RefSeq lists its product as uncharacterized. Bases 1 to 336 code for a protein of 111 amino acids. The transcript is spliced from 2 exons. NCBI's taxonomy places the organism in Eukaryota, Fungi, Mucoromycota, Mucoromycetes, Mucorales, Choanephoraceae. The record is from RefSeq and is a predicted model, not a curated record.
AUGCUCCAAAGUUUAGCAGUAGUGGCGUACACAAUAAAGAAGACGAAGAAGACGAAACCCUUGAACAGCAUCGAAACUGUUGAAAUAGCCAAGCUAAUAUCCAGUCAACAAACCAAGAACAAUGAUACCAACGAAGAUGUUGAUGGUAAGCGCAAAGGGUCAGACAGAGACUCCGAACAAACAAGUGACGAAGAAAUUACCCAAGAACAAGAUGAAGUUGUUUCUGAAAGAACUAUUGAAAGUGAUAGUGAAGAGCCUAUUGCAGAAGAGAUGAUGCUGUUUGAAGUUGCUUACAAUCGUGAUCAACAUGUUCCAGUAGAAGAAGCAACCAUAUAA